AAUAUCUCAUGGUUCAGAACAUGAUCUUGUUGAAUUGAUAGGUCAUUUUAUAGAAGCUGCAGUACAUGAGUUGCCAAUUGAAUGUCAAGGAUCAGUGGGAGAUCGACCGGAUCUCAUGAUACGAGCAUUUUUACGACAUAGAUGGGAAGAGAUCGCGUACUUGGAGAGUGAAAAAUUGAAAACUAAUGAUAAUAAAAUAUUUGAUGAUCAUAAAAAAUUGAUUCAAUUAUGUCUCGAUGGUUAUACUGAAAUAUCUAAAAAGUGCCAAAAGGAGCAUUUUUCUGAAAAUUUUAUUAGUCUGGGCAUCAACAUCGCAGUGAAGAUUCCCUUUGACACUGAGUCUAUCGAAGAAGUGAAGAAUUUUGUUCACUUGUUAUUGACUUUGCGG
Molecule: messenger RNA, 388 nt
Organism: Ambispora gerdemannii
Lineage: Eukaryota; Fungi; Glomeromycota; Glomeromycetes; Archaeosporales; Ambisporaceae
Source: the annotation of a GenBank genome assembly